Messenger RNA from Coturnix japonica (Japanese quail), 1286 nucleotides. NCBI's taxonomy places the organism in Eukaryota, Metazoa, Chordata, Aves, Galliformes, Phasianidae. The record is from RefSeq and is a predicted model, not a curated record.
UACCUCGGUGUACAAGCUUCAUCACUGCCAGGGAUUUUAUCAAGAAUCAUAAAGCUGCUCUUUUGGAGCCACACAAAGCACAGGGUGAAGCAUGGCUGCCAUGGCGUUGCAAAGGCCGGACUGGAGCAGGUUGGCAUUUUGGGGGCAUGGAAGCCUCUGUGACUAACACAGCAUGGAUGGGAGCUGGCUGGGGAAGGAGAUAGGGAUGGAUGUGCAUGAAGACAAGCAUGAAUGCUAUAGCUGUAGUCAGAAGACUCUUCCUUGUCCUUUUCCAGCGCAAAAAAAACUGGUGUUCUUGCUCUCUGUGGGUUUCUCUUUCUGUCCCUUUUAAAGUGCCUUGUUCACUCCAGCCAGCUAGAGGUCCCACAUCUAGAAUAUUGAUGAUAUCCUAUUGCCUUUGUGAAUGUGUAAGGACAUUACACCCUCUGGAAAACAGUGCCAACAAUACACUGAUGGUGUUUGUCCCAUUCAAGCCUCUGGAUUUCUUAUGGCUGAGGGAAGUAUUGCUGAAAACAAAGAACAAGGUGAGAUCUAAACAGAUGUUCUCUCUUUUCCCUUCUCAGAGAUAUGCCACCACGGGAAUCAUUGCUUUGAACUUAGCCCUCCAUCUGUGCCAAGAGGUCAACAUUGCAGGCUUUAGUUACCCUGGCAACCAUGACAAUGCUACACCAAUACAUUAUUACAAUACUGGUCUCUCACUGAAAAACGAGCUCUUUCAGUAUAAUCUCACAGCAGAGAGGAACUGGCUUCUGAAAAUGAUGGAGUGGGGAGUGACUGCUGACUUAACCUACCAUGCCUUCCAGGCCCAGAACCAUUGAGGGGAGGCCAUGCUAUCCCCAUCCAGACACCUCAGUUGGGCUUUCCCUUCUUUCAGGUAGAAUGGGAGGUCAAACCCUGAGAUUCAGAGCACUUUCCCCAUCUUCCAUUUGCCUCUGGCUUCCACCACUGUCUGCUGUAGUGGAGGAUGAGUGUUGAGCAACACUUUUUCCUUAUAUAAUCUCCUCCUGCUUUGUAAUCAGCCAUCCUGUACUCACUGAGCUACUUGUGAAAAGCACCAGACCAAGAUGCUAAGCUGGUCUGCAGGCCCUGAGAAACUCAAAGGUGAAGGUGCAGUGCUUACCUUGAGAUUUCAGAUUCCUUCAUGCACAAAUUGGAGCAGAAGAAAGUUACAUCCAUUGCUUUGGAAACGGACUAGGUUGAAAACACAAUUUUACUGUCUUGCUAAUUGUUGGGAAAUGUUAAUGUCUGCAGUAAACACACACACAAAAAAAUGUAUCUUUUAUUGU